AAUGGUGGCUGCUUGUCGUACCCAUUGCUGACAACAUAUUUUGUGAAAAUCAGCCGAAAACCUUCAAAAUUUGUUAAAAAACUUAUCUAAAUUUAUGAAGCAUAAAAAAUAAUUAAGGUAAACCUGAUCUCAGUUCUUCAAUACAUUAAUAUUAUAAAAUAAUGCUUAUUUAUUACUGUGUAUAUGUGAAUAUUCACCGCCAUAAUUAUAUUUUUCAUUGAUAAAACUGAUAAACAAUUCGUUGUUGAAAAGUGAUUUUUAUUUUGCGUAUGGUGGUACACAGUUUCGAAAAGUGUCAAAUUGAUAACAUUGUAAACAAAAGUGUUAAAAGGUCUGAAUUAUUAUGAACUAUUGUAAUAAUUAAAGCCAUUAUAUAAUUUAAAACAUAUCCAAAAAUGGAUGAAUUAAUACCUUUCCUAUGUUAUGAUUGUAAUGAGCAGCUGUUGUUUUUUAUGCAACAGUCAAAGCAGUAUAUCUUUACGGAAUGCUACCAAUCUGUUUGGGGAACAUAACACAUUGAAAUCAGGAAAGAAAUUACACGAAGUAGUCAGUGAAAUCUUAGAGAAAGAUCUAAAAGAAAAUGCUGUGCAUUCACAAAUCGUUUGCAAGAAGUGCUACAAAAGUUGCUCGGAGUAUGAUUUCACUCAAGUCAGCUUACAGUCAAUGAAAGCAGAUUUAAUAAAUCAAUUCAAAACCUCGAUUCAAAGUCACAACAUUAACUAUGCUACGUACGAAACAGAUGUCAGUAAAACUAAAAGUAAUACGCCAGUUGCGGCAACACCGAAGAUCGGAAGGAUAGUGUUGCCAGCAUCAAAAUUAAGGCCGUUAACAUCGGUUGAGCUUUUAAAAGUUGGGAAUAGAUCACAUUUAUUGACUGAUAAGUUUAAAGCAGGCUUACCAAAAGUAACGAUCAAUUCACUACCAUCACCGGCAGUCAGGCAGCCGGAAGCUCCCGAAAAGCCCGACGUGCUGGCAACACUCACGAAGUUUCUGCAGAAACCGGAAACGACGGACGAGGACGAUCUAAAAAAAUAUUUGAUCACUAAAGACGGCACCAAAGAGAUAUUCAGCAAGAGUGAGACCAGCGCUGAACUUGCUGAUGCCCAUGUCGAUGAGACCAAUGACGCUGACGAGGACGCCAUGGAGAUCGACGAGGAUUUUGCUGUGUCCGUGGUACCAUCGUCUAAUGGAAAACUAGUGUUUGAAGUGCAAGGUUUCAAGAACAUACCGAGCCAGCCAGCGGAGCAGGAAUACUUGAACGUGGACAUACUGCAAUCUCUGGACCCCAGCAAUGAGGAGUGCGACAGGAACAACAUCAUCGUAGGCAAGGUCGAGAUACUGGACAGUGGGAACGAAGAGGAGGAAGCUCAAACAAUCGUAUUGAACGGAGACAACUCGUCCAUACUGAGGAUGAUGAGCGGCCAGAAGUUCAUGUACGAUGGCAACGAGAUAUCCCUGAUGCUGCCCGAGGGCGACGCCCGCGACGAACGCGACGGGCAAGAUUCCAACGAGGAGUCGCAGAUAGAGCUACAGGUCUCCGGAGACGAGGAGACCGCCAACGCCAUCAUAGCGGCCGCGAGGGAGCAAGGCGGCGCGUUCAUCAAGGUGGAGAGCGGGGAGAUGUACCGCGUGCAGUCGGUGCGCGGCGCCGCGGACGGGCUCGCCGACACCAUCGCGCACCGGGACGGACUCUUCGUCUGUCUGCUGUGCCGGAACAGCGACAAGCCAGAAAAUGAAAAAAUGGAGAGCACGAGCGACCCCAACGCGGCCAUGAGCCACAUGCGGCGCGCGCACGACGCCCGCGUCUACAUCUGCAGCCUCUGCGCCGCCAUGUUCCGCAGGAGGACCGACUACACCACGCACUUCGCCGAGCACUCCCUGAAGCCGCGGGCGCGUGCGGCGGGCGGGUCGCACCGCUGCGCGCGCUGCGGGAAGACCUUCGCCUCCAAGUACACGCUGCAGGCGCACCUCAAGAUCCACUCCGACCGCCCCCGCCCCUUCAGCUGCAGCCAGUGCGAGAAGUCCUUCUUCACGCAGCAGAACCUCAACCAACACGAGAAGACCCACUCCAGUGUCAAGGACUUCGUGUGCGGAGUCUGUAACAAGUCGUUCGGCACGCAGCACAACCUGGAGGUACACGGCAUCGUCCACUCCCGCGAGAAGCCGUACGUGUGCGGCGUGUGCGAGAAGGCGUUCGCGAGGAGGGCCGAAGUGAGGGACCACAUGAGGACGCACACAGGCGAGCGUCCGUUCUCGUGCGACACGUGCGGCGCGGCGUUCUCGCAGCGCUCCAACCUGGACUCGCACCGCCGCGCCACGCACCUCAACGAGCGCCGCCACCACUGCGCGCACUGCCCCAAGCGGUUCAAGCGGAGGAGGUUGCUGGAGUACCACAUCAAGGCUUCGCACACCGGCGAGCGCCCGCUGAAGUGCGACACGUGCGGCGCUUCCUUCGUGUACCCCGAGCAUUAUAAAAAGCACGUGCGCAUCCACACCGGCGAACGGCCCUACGUAUGUGAGAUCUGCGGCAAGACGUUCACGACGCGCGACAACCGCAACACGCACCGCUUCACGCACAGCGACAAGAAGCCCUACGAGUGCCUGUCCUGCGGCGCCGGCUUCAUGAGGAAGCAGCUGCUCUACGCGCACAUGAGCGCCAGUGGUCACCUGGCCGAGUCCAUAGUCGUGAACCAGCCGAGGGUCACGAAGGUGCACACUAGCAACGUGGCGACGCAGAUACUGGACGUACAGACAUUCGAAACCAAAAAGUAUGAAACUCUUUUCGAAAACGAGGAGUUAAGUCUGGACGCGAGCGGGAAGCAGCCAGAGACGGCGCCAGCCGCCGAGCUGCUAGACGCGCAGGAUAUGCAGCAGACGCAGAUCGUGGCCAACGAUGAGAACGGUGACGUGGUGCGGCUCAUCCAAGUGCAACUGCCCGGGGGCGCCGGCGGCUGGGUGGCCGUCAAUGACUAGCGGGGGCUCACAGGGGCUCACGGGAGCUCACAGGGGCAGUAGGGAGGGGAAUAUUAAAAUUUGUCAAAUUGAAUCAUGAACAAUUCUAUUGUGAUUAAAGAUAGAUUGGCUUAAACCUGCAUUUGUCGACCACUAAACUUAAACUACGUGUGACGUCAUUUGUGGCCAAAAACCAGCUAAAACGCGAAUCGAUUAAAUAUUUAAAUAAAAAAAACUGAACUUACUUUAUUUACUCGUCGUAAAAUAUACGUCGCGAACGGACGUUUUAAUUAGCAGCUUAGAUCAUUUUAAUGUCUGUGUCCGGGCAAGUAUAAGCUUUUUGUUGUUGAUUAAGGACAGCUGAGAUUGAACCUUAAUGCAUAUACAAAUGCGUCCCUGUUUGCUUUGCAAACCUGUGUAACUACAGUAGAACACUGGAAAUAAGGAACCCCGUAUUGAACUGUAAUAAUUUUACCUUUUAAAACUUUGAGUUUUUACUUAAAAUACCAACUGCUGUGUAAUUAAUACAAAUGUAGAAGUCACUAUAGGUCGGGUAAGCCGCGAGUCAAUCGUCAGAGAUAUUAGUGAUAUUGAGUAAUUGUAACUGUAAAUAAAUCAAAUUUGAAAUGUAA
Messenger RNA from Bombyx mori (domestic silkworm), 3584 nucleotides. RefSeq names its product zinc finger protein 35. The transcript is spliced from 22 exons. Gene Ontology annotation, molecular function: RNA polymerase II cis-regulatory region sequence-specific DNA binding; DNA-binding transcription factor activity, RNA polymerase II-specific. NCBI's taxonomy places the organism in Eukaryota, Metazoa, Arthropoda, Insecta, Lepidoptera, Bombycidae. Gene Ontology annotation, biological process: regulation of transcription by RNA polymerase II. The coding region runs from base 424 to 2973 and encodes 849 amino acids. The record is from RefSeq and is a predicted model, not a curated record.